AUGAGUGCAAAUGUUGUAUAUCUACUCCUCUAUGUAGAUGACAUGCUACUGGUAGGACCAAAUGUAAAGGUGAUUAAUUCUGUGAAGCAACUACUUAGUUCUGAGUUUGACAUGAAAGAGCUUGGAGCAAGGGCUGCUAGUGUACCAUUAGGCGGACAUUACAAGUUAUUUGCAUAUCAAUGUCCAAUUACUGAACAGGAAAAAGAAUAUAUGAGUGGUGUGCCAUAUUCUAGUGCUAUAGGAUCUAUUACGUACUUAAUGGUUAGUAUAAGGCCAGAUCUGGCACGUGCUGUAAGUGUUCUCAGUAAAUUUACAUUUAAUCCUAGAAGAAGUCAUUGGGAUGCUAUGGAGUGGCUCAUGAGAUACUUGAAGUUCACUACGAAUGAAGGGUUGUUGUUUAAAGGCAGUCAAGAAGGAGUUGAGCUGCUUGGUUACACAGAUGCAGACUAUGCUGGAGAUCAAGACAAGAGAAAAUCAAUUUCUACUUAUGCAUUUAUUGUUUAUGGAAAUUGUCCUUUGCAUUUCGGGUGGGAUAUUGGUGCUUCAGCUAACAGUCCACAUCAUGACCAAUCAGCUAAGAUUGAGGUGGAAGAUCGGACGCAUAACGUUGGUGAUACAAGCCGAUUCGGUCGAGUUUAUCACCAGUCACAUCACGUCAUCUCUCCUUACACCGACCCAUGUAAAAAGAAGGUCAAAUUUAAUCUUAAUCGACCUAUUGAUGCAUCAAAGGAGAGGGCGUUCGAUGAGUGGUAUAGGGUGGCACCGAAGGAAGCAACCGUGUGUACAUCUUAUAUGACGGUGGGAAAGAAAUGUUUUACUGAGCUACUUACCUCUGAAGGAUGGUUGAAUUCCGAUCAUAUUGACACUAUUUUGUAUUUCAUACGAAAAAGGCGGUUUGAUAAUGAGAAGAUGUUUACCAACACCUGUGCCAUAUUAGACGUGUUAUUUUGGUCAUCCAUCAAAGGGCGUUAUCCCAUAUGGAGGGCAUCUCGUAGCACAUAUUCAUGUGAUGCGACCCUUUGUAGUAUGUGCGUGGGAAGUCACCCAAACCUAGCGUGUCGUGGCGGAUAUGUGAUUAUGUGUACAUCCCUAUCAACAAUGGAGGCGCGCAUUGGUUGGCAGCAUGUGUGGACUUGAAGGCCCGACAUAUUGAUUUAUACGAUCCAAAUAUGGGAAAUAAAUAUGUCCAGAAUAGAGAGUUGAAGAAUGCGGAAUGCCUUACGUAUAUGCUGCCUUACCUAUUGAGGGAUGGGGGAUAUUACGAGAAGAAUCCGGACGUGCCUCCCACUUUAGAUCCAUUCACGAUGACCAUGAUCAAAGAUGCACCCCGCCAAGAUAAUGGGGGUGAUUGUGGCGUCUACGCUCUGAAAUUUAUUGAAUACAUGAGUAGUGAGGAGAAUCCUUCAUUUGGUCCGCAAGACAUUAUGUUUUUUAGAAAAAAAUAUGCUGUUGAUUUGUACUUUAAUAAACUUUCAACGUAGAUCGUAUGUUUAAUGUUAUGACACUCUAUACUAAUGUUAUACUAAUGUCAUCUUAA
Ziziphus jujuba (common jujube) is the source of this 1537-nucleotide messenger RNA. RefSeq lists its product as uncharacterized. NCBI's taxonomy places the organism in Eukaryota, Viridiplantae, Streptophyta, Magnoliopsida, Rosales, Rhamnaceae. The transcript has 7 exons. The coding region runs from base 1 to 1137 and encodes 378 amino acids. The record is from RefSeq and is a predicted model, not a curated record.